AAAUUAAAGAGAAAAUAAAAUAGAAACAAACAAUUUCAGUAAAGAAAAAAUAUAAAUCAAUUAAUAAAAUAUUGUUAAUUUAACAAAAUAAAUCAAAGAAACAAACAUAUCAAUCAAUAAAGCAAGUAUAAUUAGUUAUAAAAAAUGAUCUAAUAACAACCAGUAUAUGGAUCUUAAGUUUACCAAAACUAAAAUUAAGUCAAGUACAGUAUUACUUAGCUUCAAGGCAAGGAGAGUAGACCUAUGAUUAUACAAUAAAGUGUCGUACCAGUUGAAUCACGCAAAGAAGUUAACAUCCAAGAAGAGAAUAGAAGAAAUUUAGAAGAAAAACAAAUCGUUAUUAAUGAAUUCGUUGCACAGUUGAAGGGUUUACAAACUUUUGUUAAGAAUUAUAGCGAUGGAUCCAGAUAUGAAGGUUAGUUAAAUGGAGAAGCUCGUCACGGCAAGGGUAUUUAUUAUUAUGCAAAUGGUGAUAUUUAUGUUGGCGAGUGGAAAGACGAUCUCUUCCACGGUUAAAGAUGCUACUAUAUCUUUUAAACAGGCGAAAGAUACGAAGGCUAAUUAAAGGAAGGAAGAAAGGAAGGUUUUGGCAAAUAUACUUAUCCUAAUGGUAAUUUUUAUGAAGGAACUUGGUUUAACGAUAAAAAGCAUGGCUAAGGUGUUUACUUCUAUUUGUCCUCAAAUGAAAAAUAUGAAGGUGAAUGGAUUAAUGGAGAGAAAUCAGGAAUUGGCAAGUAUUUCUUUAGCUAUGGAGAUAGAUACGAAGGAUAAUGGUAAAAUAACUAAAAGAAUGGAAAGGGUAUUCUUUUCUACUCUUCAGGAGCAGAAUAUGAAGGAGAUUGGCUUAAUGACAAAGUUCAUGGCUAUGGUGUUAUGAUCUGCCAAAAUAGAGAUAGAUAUGAAGGAAAUUUCUUCGAAGGAUAAAAGAGUGGCCAUGGUGUUUAUACUUAUGUAGAUGGAUCUAGAUAUGAUGGUGAAUGGGCCAAUGAUGACAAAAAUGGUAUUGGUACUUUCUAAUUCUCUAACGGAGAUCUUUACCAAGGUUCUUUUGUAGAUGGUGAAAGAAAUGGUCCUGGUGUUUAUCAAUAUGCAAAUGGUGAUACUUACGAUGGUGAAUGGAAAGCUGAUAAGAAAGAAGGUCUUGGUACUCUUGAAAUGGCUACUGGAGAUAGAUAUGAUGGUGAAUGGCUCGAUGGAAGAAAAAAUGGCAAGGGACAAUAUACUUUUGCAAAUGGUGAUGCUUAUGAAGGUUAUUUUGUUGCUGGUUUAAGAUAAGGUAAGGGUAUUUACACUUGGGCCGAUAAAUCAUACUACAAAGGAGACUGGGAACAAGAUAGAAUGAACGGUAAAGGUAUUUACUGCAGUGCAGACGGAAAGAUAGUUGAAGGAUACUUCGAAAACGACAAUUUUGUUGGAACCAUUUGA
Tetrahymena thermophila SB210 is the source of this 1425-nucleotide messenger RNA. Its product is annotated as MORN motif protein. The record is from RefSeq and is a predicted model, not a curated record. The transcript has 5 exons. NCBI's taxonomy places the organism in Eukaryota, Ciliophora, Oligohymenophorea, Hymenostomatida, Tetrahymenidae.